Molecule: messenger RNA, 2043 nt
Organism: Parasteatoda tepidariorum (common house spider)
Lineage: Eukaryota; Metazoa; Arthropoda; Arachnida; Araneae; Theridiidae
Product: mitochondrial-processing peptidase subunit alpha
Cellular component (GO): mitochondrion
Molecular function (GO): metal ion binding; metalloendopeptidase activity
Source: RefSeq, a predicted model, not a curated record
AAAAUUUAUAUAACUAUUUUUAUUUAGAAAACAGCUUUCUUAUUGACGAAAAGACUUCCCCCUUUUAAAUAAUUGUAACGCUAUGAAACAUUUUUCACUGAAAUUUAAAUAGUUAAGAGUUUUAAUUGUUAUUGAGCCUAACUGCAACCCUCCCUACUUAAAUCCACUCUCCUUUUUGUACGAAAUAUCAUUUUUAAUCAACUGUAGAGUCAGUUUAAUGAGUUGGUAGUUCAAAAAAGAACAGUAUUGUAUCUGAGUAAUGAAUAUGCUGUCAACUUUUUAAAUAUUUUAAUGUUUUUCAGACCAAGGAAGUCUUAAUUUUCCAUUGCUCUUUCAUUCAGUUUCAAAAUAAACAAGUCACGUUACUUCACAAAUUAUAAUAAAUAACUAUGUCUUUAACUUGCAGAAGUAUAAUAUUUAUGAAAAGGGAUAUCUAUAAAGAUAUUGGUGUGCCAGCAGCAAGGCUUUCAUCUUGGAGAGUGCCAUUAUCAGAAACUUUACCAACUGCACCAAAACCCAUAUAUGCUUCGAGUAAAAAUUACAAUUCAGAAACUAAAGUUAGCACUUUAUCAAAUGGACUUAGAGUUGCAUCUCAAAACAAAUUUGGUCAAUCAUGUACUGUUGGAGCUGUUAUAGAUUCUGGCUCAAGAUAUGAAGUGAAGUAUCCCAGUGGUAUCUCACACUUUUUAGAAAAGUUAGCUUUUAAUUCUACUAUUCAAUUUUCUGAUAAAAGUGCUAUAUUAGAAGAAUUGGAGAAACAUGGUGGCAUAUGUGAUUGUCAAGGAAAUAGGGAUACUUUAAUCUAUGCUGCAUCUGCCAACUCAAAGGGUUUGGAUCCUGUGAUAAAACUUCUGUCUGAAGCAGUUUUAAGACCUAAAUUUUCCAAUGAAGAGAUCGAAAAAGCCAGGCAAACUAUACAGUUUGAAUUAGAAGAUAUUGAAAUAAGACCUGACCAAGAAUCUCUCUUGAUGGAACUCAUACAUCAAGCUGCAUAUCGAGAGAAUACUUUGGGGCUUCCAAAAUUGUGUCCACCAGAGAAUAUUUUAAAAAUUGACAGAUCCAUUUUAUUUGCCUAUUUAAAAAAUCACUUCACACCUUCAAGAAUGGUGAUAGCUGGUGUUGGUAUUGAACAUGAUGAUUUAGUCAACUCAUGCCAAAAGCAUUUUGUUGAAAAGCCACCAAUAUGGGAAUUGGAAGAUUUGGCUUCUAAAGAUGACAUACCUCUUGACAAAUCCACCUCCCAAUAUACUGGGGGCUUAAUCAAGUUGGAGAGAGACAUGACAAGUGUUAACUUUGGUCUCAUGCCUGAGCUUGCACACUUUGUUUUAGGCCUUGAAAGUUGUUCUCACCAGCAUGAUAAUUUCAUUCCUUUUUGUGUGUUGAACACAAUGAUGGGAGGAGGAGGCUCUUUUUCUGCUGGUGGACCAGGUAAAGGCAUGUACACCAGGCUGUAUACCAAUGUAUUAAAUAGGCAUCACUGGAUGUACAGUGCUACUGCAUUUAACCAUGCUUAUUCUGACAGUGGUUUAUUCUGCAUUCAUGCUAGUGCACAUCCAAGCCAACUUAAGGAAUUGGUUGAUGUAAUAGUAAAUGAAUUUAAAACAAUGACUGGGGAUAUAUCUAAUUCCGAAUUAGAAAGAGCUAAAACACAAUUACAGUCAGUACUGCUGAUGAAUCUUGAAUCUAGACCUGUAGUUUUUGAAGAUAUUGGGCGACAAGUUCUUGCCACUGGUAGAAGAAGAGAACCCGAAUAUUUUAUUGAACAAAUUGCUAAAAUAACAGCUGAUGACAUUCACAAGAUUACAAGCACUAUGCUAAAGAGUAAAGCUUCAGUUGCUGCUCUUGGAGAUUUGAAAUCGUUACCCAGCUUGAGAGAUAUAAAUGCAGAUCUUGUAAAAAAAGAGACAACUCGAUCUAAACGAUUUUCUCUAUUUUCAUAACUCUAUGGAAGACAAUGUAUAUACUUUUAUGUAAUUGUUCCUUUUUAGAAAUAGUGUAAGAAAUAAUAAAGGUGGUCAAAAUAAUAAAAUUGCUGAAUAUACA